Leptopilina heterotoma is the source of this 2761-nucleotide messenger RNA. RefSeq names its product cyclin-dependent kinase 14 (gene Eip63E). Gene Ontology annotation, molecular function: cyclin binding; ATP binding; cyclin-dependent protein serine/threonine kinase activity. Gene Ontology annotation, cellular component: nucleus; cytoplasm; cytosol. Gene Ontology annotation, biological process: protein phosphorylation. The record is from RefSeq and is a predicted model, not a curated record. Bases 498 to 1979 code for a protein of 493 amino acids. NCBI's taxonomy places the organism in Eukaryota, Metazoa, Arthropoda, Insecta, Hymenoptera, Figitidae. The transcript is spliced from 7 exons.
AAGGUUUAAAAUUAUUGGGAGCACUAUCAAUUUCAUGACAGUAUACUUAGUAUAUAUAUAUUGAUAUAUAAUUUGAUGUGUGUUAAGUUGUUAUAAACAGAAUACUUGAAAAACUCUUCUUAGUCAAUAAUGGAGAAAUUAUUUGUUGAUAGUUACAUGUGUGUUAUUAGAUGAGAGUUAUAAACAACCACUAUGUUUUUGCUAGUAGGCUUUCAGUAAAUGCUUGUGUUUAGCUCUGAUUUUUAUUAUGUUUUAAAAUAAUGUAGGAGCUAAAGAAAUAGUAAUAGAUAAAAAUUGUAUUUAAUUUUAAAAGGCUCUAUGGUGCUGAAUAUGUAAAAGAAAUUAAAAAAGUCUAUUAUUAGAAAAGAAAUCGUGAUUUAAAGUUUAAGGCGUCAAGGAGUUGACAGAUUUCAACAGUUUGAACACAAUACCUACAUCGUGCAGUGCGUCACCGCCCAUAUGCGAUGUCUUCCGUCCAUAAAAACGAAUGAAUAAUCAUGUAUUGUCAAGACAAGAGCUCAGUGGCCUCUAAGAGUAAGGAGGGCACGGUCACUAUGCGAGAUAAAAAGGGUGGUGCUCUUAGUAGGGUACAAAAAUUGAAAAAGAGACUAAGUCAUAGUUUUGGAAGAUUAUCUAUAUCAAAGGAAGAAGCUGAUGAUGUGACAAAUCGAAGUCAGUUACCUUUUAAUGGAUAUUCUGAGGAGUUUUUAGAUCGUUUGGAACCAAAUGGGAAUAUUCCUUCUGAUAAGGAUCAUAGAUAUGAAUGGACUGGUGUUGGUGAUCAUGACAGAGUACAUAGACAACUAUCUGUGUCGAGUGAUUCGAAAUUAUUAGAUGAUGAUAUACGCGAGGAGGCCAAGGUUAUUUUGCGACCGCGACGACCCCCGCGUCCAAAGUCUGAAGUAUUUCUUGGUCCUGAUCCUCCACUAAGAAGAACAAAAAGAUUCUCCGCAUUUGGGGGAGAUUCGCCAUUUGGGAAAUCAGAAGCAUACAUCAAAUUAGAACAACUUGGUGAGGGAUCAUACGCCACCGUAUUCAAGGGUUUCAGUCACCUCACAAAUCAAGUUGUUGCCCUUAAGGAAAUUAGAUUACAAGAAGAAGAAGGUGCUCCAUUUACUGCCAUUAGAGAGGCGAGUCUUCUAAAAGAGUUAAAACAUAAUAAUAUCGUUACACUACAUGAUAUAAUACAUACACGAGAAACGCUUACAUUUGUCUUUGAGUAUGUUCACACUGAUUUGUCGCAGUAUAUGGAAAGGUAUGGAAGUGGAGGUGGAUUGGAUCCACGAAAUGUCAAGCUAUUUCUAUUUCAACUUUUGCGAGGUUUAGCUUAUUGCCAUCGUAGGCGAGUACUGCAUCGCGAUGUCAAGCCUCAAAAUUUGUUAAUUAGUGAAAUAGGUGAACUUAAAUUGGCAGAUUUUGGAUUAGCAAGAGCAAAAUCUGUCCCUUCGCAUACAUAUUCACACGAAGUAGUUACAUUAUGGUACAGACCACCAGACGUUCUCUUAGGAUCUACUGAAUAUUCUACUUCACUUGAUAUGUGGGGUGUGGGUUGCAUAUUUGUAGAAAUGUUGACUGGCAUUCCAACAUUUCCUGGCGUACGCUGCCCAUAUGAUCAAUUAGAUAAAAUAUUCAAAAUUUUAGGAACUCCAACCGAAGAUACAUGGCCAGGAGUAACACAUUUAAAGGGUUAUAAACCAAACAGAUUGGUCUUCUAUCCAAUACGAAAAUUAGGUCUUUCCUUUCCUAGACUGUAUGAUGUCAUUGAAGGUGAUAACAUGGCAUCAUUAUUACUUCAAUUAAACCCAGAUCAACGAAUUGGCGCUGAAGAUGCACUGCGUCAUCCUUAUUUCGACUGUCUUCCUAGAAAACUAUAUGAAUUGCCAGACGAAAUAUCGAUAUUUAGUGUUGAAGGAUGCCAUCUAUAUACAGAAUCACGACAAUCAUAUUCUGACCCACGUCACACAUCUCUCAAAACUUGAGGUUUCAAAUGCAUUUGUAAGAAAUAAAUUAUCUGCUCAGUGACAAAAAUUUUUCAUUUGUAACAGAUGAAAAACAGUUGUAAAACAAAGACUUAUUACAACUACUGCGCCUUGACUUAGCAACACUUUUUAAACAAUUAUAAAAAAUUUGUUAUUUCAAUAUUAUAAAAUGAAAUUUAUUUAAGUCACACUUUUAACGUAAAACUUUAAAGGAAUUAUGAUUUUAUUUAUAAACGAAACUUAGAGUAAAUUUUUAAAAUUGCGUUCAUUUCAUCCAAAUAUUAGUUUUAGAUACAUAAGAAUCAAAAGUAUAUAUAUAUAUAUAAAUGUAUUUAUAUAUAUAUAUAUAUAUAUAUAUAUAUAUAUACAAUUACAUAUAGUAAACCGUACUCUAGUUUUUAGAGAGACUCGUCAAUAUAUUAUAAACUUCAAGGCAAUUGUUAGCAAAAUACAUUUCGCUUUUAGAGUUUUAAAAAAUUUUUUUUUACGAAAUAUUAGAACAAUAUUUAUUGAAAAUUUGUAAUGUUUUUGAAAAAAAAGUCGAAAUCUAUGAUAAUUUUUGAAUAUACAUAUUUUCUUCAUUUGUUAACAGUGCACAUUUCAUAAUGUAUUUAUAAAAUAAUUUACUGUGGAUAAAAGUUUAUGCUCAAGAAUCCCUUUAAAAUGCUCAACGAUGUUGAUAUUCCCUAUUAUAUAUAAAAUAAAAGAUGCAAUCUUUUUCCAAAAGAAAGAACAAAAAAAAACAUUAUGAAAGAAGUAAUUUUUUUAGUUUUUUUUGCUUA